AAUACAAAAAAAAAAAAAGUCUUGGUCUAAAUGUUUCACUCCGUCACCGUCAAUACCUGUGCGAAAUUCACGAAGGAUGUUCACGUUAAUGCUAUAUUCUAGCAGGUCAAGCACUCCAAUACUCCCACACUUCCUAUAAACGGCUUAUCAUACCGUUGAGGCACUCCAAAAAUUCUCACUUUUCUCAGAGUCACAGCUUUUAGUGUUCCCUAAUUGUUUAACCUCAUCAUUAGUUACCACCUUCACCAUCUCUAUACUCUAUGGCCAAAUCCAAAAACCUCACAUAUAUUUUCACCAUCGUUCUCACCCUCCUCUUCUCAUUCGCCACAGCAAAAUCCCAUAGUUUCCAUCGAAGCAUAUCUCCAACAGCUUUGGGUCUCCAGAAGGAGAAGCUCAGCCACCUUCACUUCUUCUUCCACGACAUAGGGAGCGGUCCAAAGCCCACCGCCGUGAGAGUGGCCCAGGCCCACAUGACCAACACUUCCUCCGCAUUUUUUGGAAUUCUGGUGAUGGCCGACGACCCAUUGACCGUGGGCCCAGAACCCGGAUCCAAACUCGUCGGAAAGGCCCAAGGAAUUUACGGAUUUGCGUCCCAGGAAGAUGUGGGUUUAUUGAUGAUCAUGAGUUUCGCGUUCACCGAAGGGAAAUACAAUGGCAGCACACUAAGCUUGUUGGGGCGGAACGCGGUGUUCUCCACCGUGAGGGAGAUGCCAAUAGUUGGAGGAAGCGGGGCUUUCCGGUUCGCACGUGGGUAUGCUCAGGCCAAGACUCACACGUUUGAUUACAAGACAGGGGAUGCUGUCGUGGAGUACAACGUCUACGUGUUCCAUUAUUAACCAGUCCAUUAAGAUGUAGUGUCGUUCAAUCAAUCUCUGAUUCUUGUCUUUUUACUUUCUCGUUCUUCUUUCUUUAUUAGGCGCUUUUGGAAUUGUAAGAGCAUAUAUCACGUAAAAGAUCAAAAUCUGAUUUUAAUUAAUAAAUCUUGGGUUGUCAUAUUA
This is a messenger RNA of Glycine soja, 998 nucleotides long. RefSeq names its product dirigent protein 22-like. The transcript has a single exon. The record is from RefSeq and is a predicted model, not a curated record. Lineage: Eukaryota; Viridiplantae; Streptophyta; Magnoliopsida; Fabales; Fabaceae. The coding region runs from base 261 to 836 and encodes 191 amino acids.